This is a messenger RNA of Aspergillus sclerotioniger CBS 115572, 1140 nucleotides long. RefSeq names its product F-box protein. Gene Ontology annotation, molecular function: protein binding. The transcript is spliced from 6 exons. Lineage: Eukaryota; Fungi; Ascomycota; Eurotiomycetes; Eurotiales; Aspergillaceae. The record is from RefSeq and is a predicted model, not a curated record. Bases 1 to 1140 code for a protein of 379 amino acids.
AUGGCGUUCGAUUGUUACUGUGCAAUCUGUGGUGUCGGGUUCUGUGGCAUGCACAUCGAGGCCCCGUCGGAGACGGCCCUCGAGCGUCGCAGACGGUGGAUCGAAAAGAGAUGCCGGGCCUUGCAAGCCGGAAAGGACAUCGGGCAGGUGUCGCGCGAAGGAGAUGAAACUGAGGAUCCAGUUCGCAGUUACGAUCCCCGGAUUGUCGGCUGGGAUAACAUCUCCUGGCUGUACAAGGCACACUGUCUGGGCGUGAAUGAAAAUACCGAGUCCGGUGCGACAAAAGCAUUCAUUUCGGAUGAAGGAUAUUAUGCGGAUCUUGGAGAGUUCGUUGUCAAGGCCAGAUCUGAUGGCGAUCGGCCCCGAUCUCAGCAAGUCUUUUCAUGCUAUGGCCAUGGUUCGGAAGAAGCACCUGGACCCGUCCUACCGUUCCAUUGGUGUUGUUUCGAGAUCCUGACUCGCACAAUCACUGGUUCGAGCGAUACCAAGAAUGUCAAUUUGGACAUCUUGUACAAUGUGAUGACCCCAUUGUGCAACAUGUCCGGCUCUGCGUUGCAGUUGACCUACGGGGAUGACAUUGAGCGCGCGCAGGGCCGUUACUGGGAAUGCGUCCCGGGCGCAGAGUACUGCGCCACGCACCCAACAGACACCCCCCAAGUCGCCGAGUAUGUCCAGACCAACGCCGAAACGAAUGCUGCGUUGAAGACUCCGUCCACAGAGCUGGAUCUUCGCGGACGAGAGCCUACCAGUCCGUUCGGCAAGCUGCCUCUCGAGAUCGUCUUCCAGAUCUGCAUGCUUUUGCCAGGUGAUUCAUUGAAAGCGCUGGCGCAGGCGUCACUCAACAUCAACCUUGUCACCCAGGAUAACCUGUUCUGGAAACAAUUCAUGCAGCGGGAUAUGCCAUGGUUCUGGGAACUCCAGGCAGCAAAGAACCAGAAGCUCGCAAAGGAUCUGAAUUAUAAGAAGAUGUACAUGUGGCUUGACAAGAUGACGGCUCCGCGGUAUGGGAUGGACGAUCUGAAGUUGAUUGGUGUCGCCAACCGAAGACGCAUUUGGGGGGUAUGCGAGGAGCUUGCCGAUCGGUAUUGCAAGAGCCUGAACCAGCCAGCAGUCAGCUCGAUGCAAUGGGGUAGUGGCUGA